AUGACAGCGGUACUGAUGCCUGUGGACAUUCGUCAUAAACACGAUCGUUUCCUUUACUUCACUAAACAGUUAACCAAGGAAGCAAUGGAAUCUAUCGCCUGUUCUCGAUGUUCGAAAGAAGUUUCAGUGGAGAAAACCGUGUACUGCAAAUCUUAUGAAAAUAAGGUAAGUGCAAAUGGUUUUUACGGUGCAUUUUCAUUUCAGCAGUCUGACGAAAAUGUUAAGCAUCGGUUCUGCUACAACUGUGUUUAUAACGUCUUAAGGAAAUUGAUAAACGAACGCGGAACAAUCAGUGUGCACGGCGACAUUUAUCAUUCAAUGCCAAACGACUUGAAGACAGAAUUAAAUGAAGUGCUAUGUGCUUCUCACGACAUGACUUUCAUUGCAUGUUCAAUAUGUUCAGAAGAUGUUUCGGCGGAAGAUGUAGUCUACUGCAGACCUAAAGAAGAUAAGCAGCUGAAUCGUCCAGAGGAACAUCCGUGCUGCAAUGAAUGUAUCGCAGGUGAAGUGAGGAAAAUAAUUAAGAAAGGAGACAGUAUUGACUUAUGCGGGCUUUCCUGCAUAAGCACAAAGAUAAUUGUCAAAAAUCUGCCAGCUUCAAUAGGCGGUCGGAUAGAAACUAUGAUACAAAAUGCAAAUCUAGCUGCUCUUGGAAUGGAAGUUGAAAGUUGCAAAAGCUGUGGCUUUUCUGCUGUACCUGAAAAGUCUAAAGAAGAGGAGCAGAUUUUUACAUGUCCAGAAUGUAAAGCACAGCAGUGCAGGUUUUGUUUCGAGAAAUGGACUGAAGAGCAUGAAGUACUGAGCUGCGACGAAAUGCGAGCUUUGGGGUUGAGGCAUAUCACAGAUGGCAAGUGUGAGGAAUGUGGAGACAAGUGUCGUAAGUGGCGGGCUGAAGAUGACAAAUCCAAAGACGAUGAAUCGGUUUCCGAUGAGAGCAAAAUUCAGUGUCUUAUAUGUACGGAUGAAGUUCCAACAGAGGAGACCGUGUGGUGCAGUGCUAAAAACAAAAGAACUGGAACAGAAGUAGAACAUUCUUUCUGCUCCAGUUGUGUAGAGCAGCAGGUGAAAGAAGUGGUUGAUGGUAGCGGAGCUGUCGACCUUCUUGGAAUUCCUUGUCCAAGCGGAAGAAAGUGUUCUAACAUAAUUUCUUGGAGCAGCUUGCGAGGUUGUGUUACAGGAGUGUUAAAGAAAAGAUUAGGUAUUUUGAUGCAAAAUGCAAAUCUACGAGCUACUGGAAUAAAUUUUGAAAGUUGUAAGAACUGUGGUUAUACUGCUCUACCCGAACUACCAAAAGAACAAGAUCAAAUAUUUCGGUGCCCCGAAUGCGGAUCACGACACUGCAGUUCUACUAGGCUUUGUUCUGAAAAAUGGACUGAAGAACACGGCAGACGUCCGUGCAGUGAAGAUGCACGUACAGCUUUCAGACAAUACCAAGAAAAGUUGACCAAAGCAGUAAUUCGUACAUGCACAAAAUGCAAGCUAAAUUACGAAAAAGCAAGUGGGUGUAACAAAAUUGUCUGCAAAUGUGGAGCUUAUUACUGCUAUUUGUGUCGGCAAAAUAUCACAGGAUACGAACAUUUUUGUCGAUGCGGUACAUAUCCAGCACCUGGAACUAAAUGUCAUCAGUGUGGAAAAACGUGUGGAUUAUAUGCCAAUCCACAAUUAUACAUAGAUUACGAAGUUGCUAAAAUUAAGCAGGAAGCACGUGGAAAUCCGCGUAUUGGUAUGAAGUCUUUAUCACCACCUUAA
Messenger RNA from Enterobius vermicularis (human pinworm), 1749 nucleotides. The record is from the annotation of a GenBank genome assembly. NCBI's taxonomy places the organism in Eukaryota, Metazoa, Nematoda, Chromadorea, Rhabditida, Oxyuridae.